Molecule: messenger RNA, 687 nt
Organism: Vanessa tameamea
Lineage: Eukaryota; Metazoa; Arthropoda; Insecta; Lepidoptera; Nymphalidae
Exons: 10
Coding region: 49-687 (212 amino acids)
Source: RefSeq, a predicted model, not a curated record
GUUUUAGUUGGAAUAGAACCGUAAUAUAGUACGGCAGCUUAGGCGGGGAUGGAGAAGCGUAUAAAACUUUUUCUCAUAAUAAACUGUAUAUUCCGUUGUAAUGGCGUCAGCUGGCGCCGACAACUUGAACAUAUAGCCAACUCGAAGUUACAUAGCCAAGGACUAGCAAACUAUUACUUACCAUUAAGAAGAUUCUAUCAGUUCGAUCCUCGCGAGCUCUCAUCGAUACUCGGAGUACCAUCACGAGCUAGUCAUCUUCCUGAAGCAGAACCUAUUUUACCAGGACAUACACUUUUAAAGCCAUCAUUGGGAAUGUUAAAGUCAGCCGUGAAGUUCCCUCAUAAAGAACUAGAAGAUGGAGCCGGUGUUUACGGCAACAUUGAUAAUUUAGGAAUAAGAUAUGAUGGUAGAAAUGAAAGAACACUCUAUUCUGGAUUUCGACGGUCUCCAGCGGAUUAUUUUAUGGUGGUCCCAUUAAACGGAAAAGAUACACAAGGAAAGCCGAGGUUUAAAUUAGAAUCUGCAGUUCUGGACUUGGAGCGAAAAGAAAACGCAAAAAAUAAGCUUCUAAAGAUAUUAAAAAGGUUGAACAUACCGCUCAAAGGCUUGAAAGUCUUCGUCGCUACUUUAAAUAAAUAUGAAUCGAAUGACGUGUAUAAUGAGCAGCGUACUUCCUAUUAUCUGUGA